This is a messenger RNA of Tigriopus californicus, 1609 nucleotides long. RefSeq lists its product as uncharacterized. The coding region runs from base 350 to 1228 and encodes 292 amino acids. NCBI's taxonomy places the organism in Eukaryota, Metazoa, Arthropoda, Copepoda, Harpacticoida, Harpacticidae. The transcript is spliced from 3 exons. The record is from RefSeq and is a predicted model, not a curated record.
CUGAGCGACUCUCUUUUUCGAACUUUCAACAACUACAGAAGCGUCGGCGGUGGCGGCGGUGGCGUCGGCGGCCAUUGGCAACGUUUUCGAGUUCUCUAGGCUUUCAUCAGAGGAGAAGCCGGAUCCAUUCACUCAUCUCUUUCGCUCGUCUUGUGUUCUCUUCCCUUGGAUUCACGGCAGACGCUUCCGCGGGAAGUUCUUGUGGCGCUCAAAAUCUGUUCCAUUUGCGCCCUAAGAGGAGUUCCAAAGUGCUCAACAUACUCGCAACGUGCUCUGUCCAAGUCCUUGGAAAUAUUGACACCAAUCCAAUAUCGUUAAGUGCUGUCGAUUCAUCACAUCAUAGGACGUCAUGGUCAUUAAAGAUUCUCAAGUGGAAUUGGGAAAGAACAACAAAGUUGGAUGCACAUUGAUCCCGAAGGACAACCCAUGCCCACAAACAACACCAUCCCCUCCUACACAUGCAAGCUCCGCCGGUGUCAAUGGGCCAUUUCCAUUCACCUCGCCCAACAGACCGACAUCGUUGGACUUGAACAAAAGUCAGACACGCUCGAAACAUACCUCGAAGAAGAACGUGUUUUCCAAAUUGGUGCUUCCCCCAGCCAUUAUCAAUGAGACCUCAUUCACUUCUCAAGGUGGUUCUUCGUCUAAGCGAAAAACGGAUCCCAAACGGCGGAAAAGUGAUAUUGUGCGUGGCUCCGGAGGCUUUCAUAAGCGGUCAACCUACGUGACUCUGGUCUCGCAAGGUGCCAAUGUUGAUGGAACAAGUGAUGGCGAAGAGAGCGACACGGACUCUGUGGAGCUUGAGGACUACUGUGGACAUGGUGGGCAAAUUGAUGAGGACAUAUUGCCCAACGACCGUCCUGGUGACAUCACCGACGGGCUUUUGUUCAAUAUAUUCAUCGGACUUGCUAUCAUGGUGGUAGUCCUGUGCAUUGGUUCGGCCAUGCUAUAUACUGUUCAAAAGAUAAUGGUGGUUUCGUCUCAUCGAAAAUCGGUGCACUCCCUCUAUGAUGGUCGGGUGGCUGUAUCUGCUUUUUCGUCGGCUGCAAUGGACAGUCCUUUUAUUACCAAACUACUUCACCAUCGGAACCACAUGAUCCAUUCUACAGAUCUCAGCUCGUACCUGUCAGUGGAACACUUGGAAAAGGCAACCACAAUAAAACGAGGAACAACCAAAGUAAGGCCUAAUCCCACACAAGCGCCUUCUCUAGCAGUGGUUGAAAGCUAACAAGUCCCAUGGAGUGAACAAGGAGAGCUUCACUACGUAGAUGGACCACCAUAACCACCGCCGAUGUCGCGACCAACACCGCAGCCUCUAUUAUCUUCGAUGUCAAAUGACCUGGAAAUGUGAAAUGUGAUACGAUAAAAUUGAAUGGAAGUUUUCGGAGCGAUGAGGAUCUCCAAGUGCGACGGUGGUGUUUGCAAAAAUGGUUCAGCUUCAGGAGCGAGAAUACGAUUUGAAGUUCGAAAGUUCGACCUUGAGCCAUGCAAAAUGGUCUUUUUUCGAUUCUGUUUCCAGCAAAAUCUAGCAUUAAACCCACAUGCUAGUGAAACAAAUGCAAAUGCUUCCUUCUAUAGUUGUUUAAUUAAAAUGUUAUCUUAUUCCGAA